AUGACAGACUCUUCUAAAUCCCAACCACCUGUAGAAGCAGUCAAGAUUGAUCCAAAACAGAAUAUGGAUCAGCAGAGCUCGACACUGGCUCAUUAUAGUCUUUUAGCCAGUUUAGAUGCUCAAAAACGCCUGGAGUCAGCCGAGCAAUUGAUGCAGCUGCUUGUCAAAUUCCAAUCCGAAAUGGAUGCCCCGAAUGCUGAACGUAACGAAUCAGCAUCCUCUGACUUGAAUUCUUGCUAUGCCACUGAUGUGACUUAUGGUCUUCGACGUCUGUUGCGCGGCCUUUCUUCCUCCAGAGACGCUGCUAGACAAGGCUUUUCUGUUGCAUUGACCGAGCUCUUGUCAAGUCUGCCCAUGCUUGAGGUUUCUACUGUUCUCAAAAUGCUUCAUGAUUGUACUCAAGAAAAUGGAAAUCGUACUGGACAGGAAGAAAAGGAGCUGCAUCUAGGUCGUAUGUUUGGAUAUAUGGCCAUGUGCAAAUCUGGCAUGUUAUCCCGCAAAUCUACCACAUUGGAAAAUGUGUUGGAAAUUGUUACUGGUCUGUUGAAAUGUGCUACCAAAAAAUCAUAUUUUUCUCAAGCUGCCUAUCAAGUUUUAAUCGCAAUUCUUAAAGAGAUUCAACAAACAGACCUAUCAAAAAGUGUUUCAGAAGCCAUGAUUAGACUUGUUCUCAACAACGGGGUCACAAAUGCUCAGGGGCUGUGGUUUGCUAUAGAAGCUCAGCAUUGUGCACCUAGCUUUGACAAAUGGGAUGAGAUUAUGAUGGGAUGGAAAAGCAAAAAAAUUAUUUUGCACCGUAAAAACAAGGAUUUGAUUGUCGAUAUUCUUAAAAAUACAACAGAUUCUGGGCCUCGUGUGCACUCUGUCUGGACUACAAUCAUCAAUCUUCUGGUCGAAAAAAACUCGCCACUUUCGUCUAAACAGCUUUCUAUUGAAGAGUUCUGGGAAUCUGUAGAAGCUACACUCUUUACUACUUCCCAUGAACGCAAACACAUUGGAUUUCAAGUUUUCGAAGCCAUUCUUUUGAUUGUGGAUGAAAAGCAGAUUCCAUUUUUGCUCACUCCACACUUUUUGCACUGUCUGAUUGAUAGUCUUUCCAAAAAAAAUGGCUAUUUUUACAAACAAGCUCUUCAUACUGCCACGAAUUUAUCCGAAAUUGCUUCUGAAAAGCCCUUUAUAGCCUUUCCACUUAUGAUGCGACUUGUCGGUAAAAACGGAAGCCUUCAGUUUGAUACAGUGACCAAAACAAAAACGGUUGAAAACAUCAUCACUACACUAGACACAGAUCAAAUCGAAUCAUAUAUAGAUUUUCUUGUUACUUCAUUCACUGAUCCUUCAUCCAUGUUGAAUGACAGUUUGGUGGGAACUACCAGCUCUACUCGCGUUGAAAGUGUGCGUCGAUGGAUCUUGCAGCAAAUGUUCCAGUUGGUAAGAAUGGGCAGAUUGCACAAGGAACAAGGAUGGAUCUCUUUGAUUAUUGAGUUUGUUGUUGUUCAUGGAUUUUUCAAGCCUUUGGAAGUAGAUUCCAAGCAGGAAUUUGGAAAGGUAUCGGAUGACAUCAGUACGCUUAGCAGAGAAAGAUUGGUUUCGAUCUUGGGUGCGCUUGGCAACAUUUCACUCAUUGAUAGUUUAAAGGCCAAUGAAGCUGAAGAAUCGGUCGACGACGAUUCAAACUUCAAAAAGUAUGCACGCAUACCUAGAGCUCAUCUUGGUAAACGUCUUAAUGGGGACACGUGGAUCUACUAUGUCUGUCAGCUUUUAAAAGAAAUGGAAUCAAACAAGCAGCUUACACCUCUUGGAAAAAGUUCUUUAAAUGCAAGUGCCCAUGAUGCUAUUCAAACCUGUUAUGACCUUGUAGAAACCAUUCGCGAGCGCAAGGCUGCUACACCUGAAGAGAAUGCCAGCCUAUUGGAGGAGCUUAGUAGUUUCGAAUCACUGGUGUUGCACAUACUGCUUAACAUAUACUAUGAACCAGAGGAAUUCACUUUGCUUGCCAAGGAAAUCAAAGACUGUUAUACGCGUAUGCAUCCUCAGUCUGAAGCUAAACCGAUUCAGGAAUCAAAAAAGCGAAAGGCUGCCAACGCUCAGUCUACUGAAGCUACCGAUGAAGACAUGGAAGCAUCUCCUGAGCCCAUUGAAGUUAUUGUUGAUGUUUUGAUUGGGCUUUUGGUCAAGCCUUGUACACUUUUGCGAUCAAUGGUAUCGGACGUGUUUAGAGGAUUUUGUAGUCGUAUGACUUCUAAAGCCAUUCAACUGAUCCUUGAUAUAUUGUCCACUAAGAGUGGGGUUCAAGGCGCUAGUCAACUUUUUGAGACUGAAGGUGAAGAAAUGAGCGACGAUCAAGAAGAUGACACAGAAGAAGAAAGUGAUGAUGAUGACAGCGAUGAUAACGAGGAAGAGGAAGAGGAAGAUCUUAAUGCACCCGUUGAUGAAGAAUUUCGUCGCAAAGUUGUCGAAACACUUGGCAAAGCAGCUUUAUUCACAACUCAACAAUCAAACGAUGAGGAAGCUGAAUCUGAUGAUGAGGGUAUUGAUGAUGACGAAAUGCAAAUUUUUGACGAUAAACUUGCCGAAAUCUUCCGCCAGCGAUAUGACAUCAAGCAGACGCAUCGUAGUGUCAAGCAGAACGUGGUACAUUUUAAAUCGCGUGUGAUGGAUCUUCUUGAUGUGUUUGUCAAGGAAGCUCCAACGAGUGCACUCAUGAUUCCAGUAUGCAAAUCGUUAAUCGCUGUUGCGCAAAGUAUCUACGACAACUCCAACGAGACGGGCUUAUAUACUCGUACCGAGUCAAUUUUGAGCCAAAAAAUAUGCAAAGCCAAGGCUAUUCCUAUUGUUCCCAUCAAUGCUGCCAUUGAUGCAUUGAAAGAUGUUCAUGAAAAGCUGAUGGGUGCAUCAGAAAUCAAAUUUGGCAAGUUAUGUAACCUUUUAUCCUUGUAUUUGGUCAAAGUCAUAAAGCAUUCUAGUGAUGAGAUGAAGAGUACUACCACCGAAGCGUCUCAGCACAAUGCUAAGCGAAUCAAAAGCGAAAACGAAAACGAUUCUUCUAAUUCAGCCAAUGCAUCAAUGACAUGUGCAUCUGAAGUUGACCAAGUUUGUGAUAUAUACAUGUCUACUUUUACCGGAAUGCUGAACAAAGACCUCCGAGUGCAAGAGCAAAUGCUUCAGGGAUUUAUUGUUCGAUUUAGCGAUCCUUAUGCUGCAAAAAUAGCUUUGCGUAUUUCAAGUAUGCUUUUAUCAACAUUCGACAAACCCUUAAACCUGCAAAUCAAGACGUUUCCGCUGAUCUGUGCCUUGAAGAUCUUUUCUUUUGCAUUUAAACACGUUGUCCAAACUGACGUGUGGUUAAAUCAAGAUGAGGAACAAGGUAUAGCGGGAGGAUGUAAGGCAUUGACCGAUUUUUUCAAGGUUGCGACUUUUGCUUUGGAUAGGACAAAAAGUGAAGUGAAAGGGCCAUUUUUCUUUUCAAACGAUCGAGUUUGUGAGUUGGUCAAGGAGAUUUUGGUCGUAUUGAAACGAGCCAAAUUAUAUCUUAGACCUGCCAAGUUUGUGUCGGUGUGCUUGACAGAAGAACUUGCCACAAUUGGCAAGGAUCUGAUUGCCGAGAAAAAGUUUAAAGACUUUAAAAGAGCUGUGCAAGUGAUUUCUGAAAUCAACAGAGUCUGUUUGAAUCAAGAAUUCACUAAAUCGAAAAAAAACAAUUCCAAGUCUAAGAAAUAA
Molecule: messenger RNA, 3717 nt
Organism: Batrachochytrium dendrobatidis JAM81
Lineage: Eukaryota; Fungi; Chytridiomycota; Chytridiomycetes; Rhizophydiales
Product: DNA-directed DNA polymerase
Exons: 6
Coding region: 1-3717 (1238 amino acids)
Biological process (GO): regulation of DNA-templated transcription
Cellular component (GO): nucleolus
Molecular function (GO): transcription factor binding; rDNA binding
Source: RefSeq, a predicted model, not a curated record